AUGGAACAGAGUAACGAGGAGGAUGGGUUCAUAUACAUUAAAGAAUUUUCUUCUAUCCUAAGGGAAGUUUUGACUCUAAAACCUUUUUUUUUUUUUUGUUCCAACCCGUCCUCCUCUUCGAUCCGAUUCCUCUCCUCAAAUCUGUCCAUCACUUCGGCGGGAUCUGGUCUCAUCUCUCUCCAAUCGUCGCCCGUCGCUCACCAUCUCCCUUUCCCCAGACCGGAAGGUCGAGCUCGAGUGGACGGAGUCACGGAGGUACCGCGGGGUGCGGUGGAGAUCCCCAGAAGCACAGCUGCUCCUCUCCUUCGACAUCGCCAUCGAAGCCAUGAGAGCGUACGACCACGCUGCCUUCUAGAUCCGCGCUGCUCCUCUCCUUCGACAUCGCCAUCGAGCCAUGAGGGCAUACGACCACGCUGCCUUCCAGAUGCGCGGCUGCUCCUCCUCCGGCUGAACUGCUAUGAUCGCUGCGAGAUUCCCAAUCCUCCGACCGAUGGAUGUCUCCGUUCUCUUGUAGCGGCUGACGGCAAUCGGCGAUGUCAGGGAGUUUGCCCCAGAUCGUGGUGCUUUGCUGGUGAACCAAAUUAUCCCACUUGGCGGCUGGCUAUGAUCAAUGCAUUGCAUGCCAAUAACAAGUAUGCUUUUAUCUCUGGAAGUCUUGGACAACCUUCUGAUAACAGCUCUGAUCUUGAGUCAUGGAUGAGUGUAAUGCCAUGGUUAUAUCUUGGCUUUUUAAUUCCUUGGCUCCUGAGCUACAUGAUAGUGUAGCUUACUUUGAGAAUGCAAGAGUAAUGUGGCUUGAUUUAGAAGAGAGGUUCUCCCAAGGCAAUGCUCCGCUAUUCAUGAACUCAAGAGAGAGAUCGUGCUUUGCAGUCAAAAAACAAUAAGCAUUGCUGCUUACUAUACAAAGUUGAAAGGUUUUUGGGAAGAGCUUGCUACAUACUCUGUUGUGCCUCAAUGCUCAUGUGGAGUGGCAAAAGAUUUAUCAUUGAGCGAGACAAUGAGAAGGUCCAUCGGCUCCUUAUGGGACUUGAUGAUUGUUAUGGAGUGGUGCGAUCUCAAAUUCUCAACACUGAACCCCUCCCUAGCCUUAAUAAGGCAUAUGCAUUGGUAUCUCGAGAGGAGAAUUAAGCAACAAAACUUGGUUGCCAAUCGAUCCGCUAUGACUGACGUAGCUGCCUUUAUUGUGAAGAAUUCUCGUAGCAAUAAGCAAGUUUCUACGAAAUCUGGAGGACUACGGCCCAAGUGUGAUAAUUGUGGUAAGUUGGGUCAUCGAAAAGAAAUAUGUUUUGAACUUAUUGGCUAUGCUGUACAUUGGAGGUCCGGGGGAGAUCUUUGAAAGGAUGCACGAUUUCUGAUGCAACGGCUAACAACGCCUCCUCGGGUUCUCUUUCUCCAUCCACUGGAACCCAUGAAUCAUCUCUUAUCACGGUGGACACAGGAACAACAUGAUCAGUUCAUGUCCCUCCUAUCUAUUCCCAAGUCUUCCACAGUUAACUUUGUUUGCAAGGUUACCUCUUCCAAUGAAAAUUCUGAUUGGAUUUUAGACAGUGGAGCUUCGGAGCACAUUAUCUUUUCUAAAACUCUUCUGUUUGAUUCACAAGAUUGCAAUCCUAGUUUGCCUGUUCUCUUACCUAAUGGUAAUUUAAUUCCAGUUCAAUCCCUUGGGAAAGCUUUAAUGUCCAGUUUUGUUCUACAUAAUAAUGUUCUUUACAUACUAUCUUUCCAUUGUAACAUAGCUUCUAUUAGCAAGUUAACAAGAGAUUAUCAUUGUGCUGUGACAUUCUUUCCCACCUUUUGUAGGCUGAGUGGAAUGGGUAAGAUGAAAGAUGGCUCAUAUCACUUCAAGAAAGUUUGCAUUCCUCUUAUUGCAGCUA
Messenger RNA from Elaeis guineensis (African oil palm), 1874 nucleotides. The record is from RefSeq and is a predicted model, not a curated record. Lineage: Eukaryota; Viridiplantae; Streptophyta; Magnoliopsida; Arecales; Arecaceae.